AUGGGCGAGCCGGAAUUGAAACGCCGCCGCCAUGUGGAGUCUGAUGCAUCUCUGGCGUUGGAGCAGCAGCUUGCUUCGGCUGUGCAGGCGGGUGCAAAGCCCGCGGACGAUCCAUUGCCUUCAGCGAUUAAGCUCAUCAGUGGUUCCGUGAAGGACAUAAUCGACGUGCAGAGGUGGGCGGACUUGUUCGACGCGUCGAAGGAGUGCGCAGAGCGGUCCAAGGCAUUGGACGUGAUCUUGGACAUGCCAGCGGCGUACGAGGUCUUGGGGUCCAAUCUCGCGGAUAUGAAGAAGCACGUGUAUGACCUGACUGAGAAGCUUCUGACGGUGAAUGGAAACGAUAAAUGUUUCUCCUUCGACGACGCCAUUCAGCACCACUCGAGGUACAGCGUGCGGGCCAUGUGUGGUGCCGUGGCGGCGACCAGGAACAUCCACCUCGGGAGCUCGCUGUCGGUGGAUCCUCUGUGUGCCCGGGCUCCGUACACAGCGGUGAGCAUGUUCCUCAUCCCUAGCCCGUGCAAGGUCGGCGAGAAGACUGUGUACGAGCGGCCCAUGCCCAUCGGCGGCUCCAACACCAGGAAGUCCAAGUUGCACGAUCGCGCGCAGACGCUCCUGACCAGCAGCUUAAAGAACAAGCUGUGCGAGAAGGGCAUGCAGUACAAGUGGGUGCCGCGGUCCGGAGGCUUGCAGCCCCACGGGCCCCGAGGCAAAGCAGCAGCGGCAAAAGGAGGCAAAGGCGCCAAAAAAGGGGGCAAAGGCGGCAGGCAGGCUGCUCAGCCUGAGCCGGCUGAUGACGAUGACGACGAGCCCGUGGAGGUUGCCCCGUCCAAGGCCAUCGCCCCAGAUACCACGUUCGCGUGGUUGUUCCUGAACGCGCGCGUCACCUUCGAGGGCCUCAUUGACCAUGCGAACGAGCAGGCGGUAUCGUUGGAGCACGGCCUAGGCCCUCGCGUUUUCUACGCGUCCGAGGAAGGAUCGCUGACAAUGGCCUUCCCAGGUCAGCCCGCCAAGGCAGGCACAUUGAGCUUCGAAGAAUUUAUUCUGUUCUCCGGCGGCACCGCGACGAAGAUCGCGGCCGGUUGCAAAAGGUCGAUGGCGGGCGCCAACAUCGGCGGGCUCGUGAUGAUCCAGCCGAGUCAGAUCCCAACCGUAUUUGGGCAGCUGUCCGGGCGGAAUCCCACGAAAAGAUGGCGCAUCUGCCUGAACAACGACUCGCUCACCACGAACACCGACAACAUCCAGUCCCGCUUCGGCGCCGACUGCAAGGCAGAAGGGCUAGGACAUCAACUCGACAACUUUUUCAGGAACGUCUCCUUGUCCGACGGCACCAUUCGCGUGGCGGAGGGGCAGAGGCUUCCACCCAGCGAUUUCGAUUUGGACGAUUUCGGCCGGCAGCUCAUGCUCAGCUUCUGGGGGGAAAUCUGCAAGGCCUGCAACGCGUGCGCCGGGCGCCGUGACCCGCGGAUGCAUGAUCAUUUCACGGACUCGCUCGGCAUCUUCCAGUGCCGCGUGUUCAAAUUGUUCGUGGAAACGGUGAAUGACAUGAACGUGCUGCUGCCAGAGGGUCUGCCGAAACUCCAGUACGGGGGCAAAAUCCCGUGGCAAUUCGUCAUCAAGGCCGUCAUUGAUUGGGCCCGCGAAGCUGUUGAUGUAGCCGCAGUCUAUUGCUUAGCUCUGCUCGGAUGCGUCAUGGAAGUGGCGUGCAUGGUGGUCAUGGGCAAAGUCGACAGUCGGGGUGACAUUCCGAUCGGCAAGGCCAUCGACGCAGUCAAGAACUACGGGCGGUCAGGCUUGGGGAAAGAGCUAUUCAAACAACACAAGUGGGCGAAUCGCCCUGGAAUGAUGCGAGUCGCGGAGCUCCUCCGUUCCGUGGGUCUUGUGGCCGGCUUCCAGGAGCUCGACGACACGGCGUUCACGCCAAUCAAUGGGAGCGAGCCCCCUUUUCCACCUUGGAUGCACUCCAUCAGGAUCAAAACCAUGGCGGGCGAUGACGCGCCAAUAUCGAUGCAGAUCUUCAUGGACAGGCAGAGCAAGUUGAAGAAUGAGAUGGGGACGGUGUCGCAGCUUUUCACGCUGUUGCGAGACAGUCCAGCCUGUCUCGCCACAGAAGGGCGAGCGAAAGAGAUUUACAACGUCGAUGCCGAGAUGAGAAACCCUCCCGCUUGGGCGGCGGACGCGUGCCGCUGGCUGCUGGACCACUGGGCGGCCACGCGCGGGACGGCCGCAGUGGAGGCAGUUCUGAAGGAGGGCGUCAAGAACUUCCAGGCAUUUGCGUUCGAGGCGUUCGUGUCUAAGACCGAAGCCGUUGAGGAGGACGCUGACGUCGCCGAGGCUGCCGGCGGCCAGCCAGAGGCGUGA
Prorocentrum cordatum is the source of this 2358-nucleotide messenger RNA. Lineage: Eukaryota; Dinophyceae; Prorocentrales; Prorocentraceae. The record is from the annotation of a GenBank genome assembly.